Molecule: messenger RNA, 1202 nt
Organism: Arabidopsis lyrata subsp. lyrata
Lineage: Eukaryota; Viridiplantae; Streptophyta; Magnoliopsida; Brassicales; Brassicaceae
Product: expansin-A16
Exons: 3
Coding region: 141-923 (260 amino acids)
Biological process (GO): plant-type cell wall organization
Cellular component (GO): extracellular region
Source: RefSeq, a predicted model, not a curated record
CUAACUUUGGAGUUUUCUCCACCAAUAUAAAUAGCGAUCUUCACAAGUGUAUUUUCCACCAUCCUCAAGUUCCUCACUUAGCCUUCUAGUCUAACAAUCUUCUUAUCAUUUCUGAAUUUCAAUCACAAAUAUUCACCAAAAUGGCAAUCAAUCAAAUGAUUCUCUUAACCAUAUUCCCACUCUUUCUCCUCUUGAGCUUCACCGACGCCGGAAUCCCUGGCGUCUACUCAGGCGGCUCUUGGCAAACCGCUCACGCCACUUUCUAUGGUGGCAACGAUGCUUCCGGAACAAUGGGUGGCGCGUGUGGAUACGGGAAUCUGUACAGUCAAGGAUACGGAACAAACACGGCGGCCCUGAGCACAGCGUUGUUCAACAGUGGCCAAAGCUGCGGCGCAUGCUUCGAAAUCAAAUGUGUUAAUGAUCCUAAAUGGUGUCACCCGGGUAAUCCUUCUGUCUUCGUAACCGCAACCAACUUUUGCCCUCCAAACUUAGCCCAGCCUAGCGACAAUGGCGGAUGGUGCAACCCGCCACGCUCUCAUUUCGACCUCGCCAUGCCCGUUUUCCUCAAGAUCGCUGAGUAUCGUGCCGGCAUUGUCCCCAUCUCUUACCGCAGGGUGGCAUGUAGGAAGAGUGGAGGGAUAAGGUUCACGAUCAACGGUCACCGUUACUUCAACUUGGUGCUGAUCACGAAUGUGGCCGGAGCAGGAGAUAUCCUGAGGACGAGCGUGAAAGGUUCAAAGACUGGUUGGAUGAGUUUAACUAGGAACUGGGGACAGAACUGGCAGUCUAAUGCUGUUCUCGUUGGUCAGUCACUUUCCUUCCGUGUCACAACCAGUGACCGUAGAACCUCUACUUCAUGGAACAUCGCUCCUUCGAACUGGCAGUUUGGACAAACCUUUGUCGGAAAGAAUUUCAGGGUCUAAAGUGAAAAUGAGGAUAUCGAAACAUUCAAAGUGGUAGACACAAAAAGAAGCUCCACUUUCAAUUUGAACAUCUUUGACUUUAUAUUUUCUAUUACUCUUUUUUUCUGUGAUUUGGAGUGUAAUUGGGAGGUGGUGUGGUAAUAUAUAUAGGGCAGUGUGAGAAAAGAGAAACUGAAGUGGCUGUUGAAAAAGUUGUAAACAGCCCGCAGCUCUUAAAAUUAUAUGGCUUGCUUGUAAUGUCAAAUUUCAUUAUAUAAUUUACCAUUUACUUAUACUACA